CAGCCUGUACACACAAGUGCUCUCAGAGGCAGCAGCAUUCACCCACGCCGGCGCCUGUGCUUGAGCAAUUUGUCCUCUUCUCCUCUCUCCAAGCCGGCCGCUUUGGCUUCACAUCCAUCUCCUCCCUUCACAGCGCCGAACGUUCGGGCGGUACGACCACGAAACGAACCGGAAAAGAUGGCGGAAGCUCCCAAGCCUAGCAGCAGCGUCAAGCUGGUGCUCCUCGGCGAGGCCGCGGUCGGAAAGUCAUCUCUGGUCUUGCGAUUCGUCAACAACGACUUUCAGGAAAAUAAAGAGCCGACUAUUGGUGCGGCGUUUUUGACGCAGAAAUGCAACCUCCCCACCCGGACUAUCAAGUUUGAGAUCUGGGAUACGGCCGGCCAAGAGCGGUUUGCGUCUCUGGCCCCCAUGUACUAUCGAAAUGCCCAAGCUGCCCUUGUCGUCUACGACAUCACCAAGCCUACAUCGCUCGUAAAGGCCAGACACUGGGUCGCUGAGCUCCAGCGACAAGCCUCGCCCGGAAUCGUCAUCGCGCUGGUGGGAAACAAGCUAGAUUUGGCUGGCGAAUCGCAGAGCACAAGCGAAGAAGGCGACGGCGAAGACGGCGGUGAUGCCCGCAAGGUGCCGACAGAAGAAGCUCAGUCAUAUGCUGAAGAAGAAGGCCUGCUAUUUUUCGAAACGAGUGCCAAGACCGGCCACAACGUCACCGAAGUUUUCACAGCCAUUGCAAAUGCGAUCCCGGAGACAUCCUUGAAGAGCACCAGAGGUUCCGGCGCAGCAGGCACGGCCAACAGGGCCGGAGAGGAGCAGAGAGUGAAUUUAUCAGGACCAAGGGAUGCGGGUGCAAAGGACGGGUGUGCCUGUUAGAUGAGGGCUGUGUGCUGCUGUUGUUGUCGCUUUGCCAGUGCUAACGCUGCUGCGCUACCAUAAGACGAGGUCGGAUUUGUUGUGGCAUGCCAUUCGGGAGUAAGAGUCUUGCGUUUCGGGAGUCAUUCAUGUGUUUUAGCUCAGUGCGCCAUAUCGUUUAUUAUUUUAGACGUCUAGUUUUUGCUACAAUAGUACCUCGCUAACGCUUGCCUGGAUGUUGUUGUGAUUGCCGUUUAUGAUGAGAUCUACAUAUACAUAUAGCAUCG
This is a messenger RNA of Trichoderma atroviride IMI 206040, 1133 nucleotides long. RefSeq lists its product as uncharacterized. Gene Ontology annotation, molecular function: GTPase activity; GTP binding. Lineage: Eukaryota; Fungi; Ascomycota; Sordariomycetes; Hypocreales; Hypocreaceae. The record is from RefSeq and is a predicted model, not a curated record. Gene Ontology annotation, cellular component: endosome; Golgi apparatus.